UGCUGUUGUUUCCUUUCCAGAGCAGGUUUGUCGCUGCUCUGCUGUUAAUGAGAUGAGCGACUCCUGCGUCUGCAGAUAAUCCUGUUUGAGGGACCAGUGGUGUCAUCAGUCAAAUCCCCAUCAGAUUAAACGGUGGCAGAGCAGAGUUGCACACAGAACAAAAUGAGACGAGCAGCAGAUUGUGUCCCCGAGAGACAACAAGAUUGAAGCCUCAUUCCUGUUGUAAACUGAAGAAGAGCAUCAACACCCACAUUUGUCUGGGACCUCAAAAGACCCACACAAAAUAAAAGAAGCCUCGACACUGUGAGAAUGGAUUCCUUCAUGUCUCUGGGUGCUCCCCUGAAACAGUUCACCAGCUGCGUGUCGGGGAAAAGCUCCCCCAACAAGAGAGGGGCCAAGAGGAGCGAGUCCGUCCGCAGGAGCAGCUUCACCCGCAGGUCGAGCAUCAGCAGGAGGAGAAGCCUCCCCUGCAGCAGCCAGAAAGUCCCCGACUCCUGGCUCAGGGUGUACCAGGCCGAGCUGAAGAGAGAAAGGAAACGACAACAAGCUGUUCUCGCCAAGAAGAACACUGAGAGGGCUGUGAGGGGGACUCACUUCAGGAGCCACCACUGCCUUCCGAGGCAAACCUCAGCCAGAAAAUCGGGCCCAGCCAAGGACAACUCCUUCUUCGGGGCCUUUCAGGGCCUGAGUCUGGACGGACGGAUGGGAGGAGCUCACCCUGCUCAUGGCCCAGGUGGAGAUCAGUGUUCACUCAUGUGAGAGCAAGAGUUUCGAGGACAGAUUCCCUGAAUUGUUUGGAUUCCUGUCUUUAUUCUCCUGUAAACAAAGCAUUGAUUCAUAAAAACUGGAGUGCUUCUUCAUGAUUCCUUGAUAAUUUACAGACUGUACACUAUCACUCUUUGUUUGUGUAUGGUUCUAUGAAAUAAUAAGGUAUUAAACUGUUAUACAUUG
Hippoglossus stenolepis (Pacific halibut) is the source of this 951-nucleotide messenger RNA. RefSeq lists its product as uncharacterized. Lineage: Eukaryota; Metazoa; Chordata; Actinopteri; Pleuronectiformes; Pleuronectidae. The coding region runs from base 310 to 759 and encodes 149 amino acids. The transcript is spliced from 4 exons. The record is from RefSeq and is a predicted model, not a curated record.